AUGCCAAAGCAAUUGAGUAGACUAAAAUGCCUACGAACAUUAACUAAAUUUAUCAUCAGCAAACAUAGUGGGGCUUGCAUUGAAGAACUGGGAAAACUUUCAAAUCUCCAAGGAAAGCUUUCUAUUUUAAAGCUCCAAAAUGUUGUAUCUCCUGAGGAUGCUUUGAAAGCAUGCUUGAAAGAAAGGAAGUACCUUGAGGAGUUGGUGUUGGAAUGGAAUGCAUUAGAUACUAAUAUUUCAGAAUGUCAAAGAUUUGUACUUGACAAUCUUCGGCCUCAUCGUAACUUGAAAAGUCUCACUAUCAACAACUAUGGCGCUGAAACUUUUCCAGAUUGGAUAGGGCAUCAUUCAUUCCUUAAUAUAGUGUCCCUUCGCUUAGAAAACUGUAGACAUUGUUGUAACUUGCCACCACUUGGGCAACUACCCUCUUUGAGGUACCUCUCUGUUGUUGGGUUUGAAGAAGUAGUUAAAGUGGAUCGUGAGUUUUAUGGGAGCGAUUCUUCAUCGGCUAAGCCAUUUGGAGCCUUGAAAGUUCUAAGGUUCGAGCAAAUGUUGAAGUGGGAGGAAUGGUCUUCUUUUGGUGCUGAAAACGAAGGCGGACCUUUUCCUCAACUUGAGGAGCUUUAUAUUAGUUUCUGCCACAAGCUAACCGGAGAGCUGCCCAUCCAUCUUCCUUCUUUAGCCAAACUUGAGAUUUUGGAAUGUCCGCAGUUGGCUGCCUCAUUCCCAAGGGCUCCUUUGCACGAAUUGUAUUUAAAAAAUUGUAAUAAGGUUCAGUUAAAGGAAUUGCCAACCGGACUGCAGAAGCUCAAAAUUGAAGGAUUUGAGUCUCUUCCCCAAGGACUGGUGGACUCCAACGGCUGCCUUCAAAAGUUAACAAUCAAAAAGUAUAUGAAGUUAGAGCUCCCAACACACUUUUCGUCCCUUGAAACGUUGAAGUUGGACAAUUGUGAUUCCCUCAAGUCAUUUCCAUUAGAUUUAUUCUCAAAGCUUUAUAAAAUCAACAUCUCUGGGUGUACGAAUCUGGGAUCAUUUACAGCUUCAGAACAACAUGGACGUGAUUUAGUGACCUUGCAUAUUCACAUUAGCAAUUGCCCGAAUUUUGUAUCUUUUCCAAAAGAAGGAAUUCGUGCCCCCAACCUUAAAUCCUUUUGGGUACAAAAAUGUGAAAGUCUGAGGUCACUGCCAGAGAAGAUGCAUAUACUCCUCCCUUCUCUUGAAAAAUUUGCUAUAACCGAUUGUCCAGAAGUUGAAUUGUUACCUAAAGGGGGCUUUCCUUCCAAUCUGCAAAUUCUUAACGUUGAGUACUGUGAGAAACUCUUUGCUAGUCGGAUGGAAUGGGGUUUGCAAAAACUUUCGUCUAUUAGACGUUUGUAUAUCGGUAGCAAAUCUGAAGAUGUGGUGUCUUUUCCAGAGCCAGGGUUGAUGCCUUCUUGUUUGACUUCUCUUUCGUUCUAUCGAUUUCCAAAUAUGAAAUCUUUGGACAAGAAAGGGCUUCAACACCUCACCUCUCUUCAAAAAUUGUCGGUCAAUGACUGCCCUAAGCUCAAGUACAUGCCCAAAGAGGUGUUGCCUGCCUCGCUUUCAAUUAUACGUAUCUAUAGCUGCCCUUUGUUAAGGAAAUGGUGGCAAAGUAAGAAAGGAAAAGAACGACGAAAGAUUCCCGACGUCGAUAACGUAAUUUUUGAUUGGGAAGUUUAUAUUGGUUGA
Corylus avellana is the source of this 1710-nucleotide messenger RNA. NCBI's taxonomy places the organism in Eukaryota, Viridiplantae, Streptophyta, Magnoliopsida, Fagales, Betulaceae. The record is from RefSeq and is a predicted model, not a curated record.